Molecule: messenger RNA, 3287 nt
Organism: Hippocampus comes (tiger tail seahorse)
Lineage: Eukaryota; Metazoa; Chordata; Actinopteri; Syngnathiformes; Syngnathidae
Gene: knop1
Product: lysine-rich nucleolar protein 1
Exons: 8
Coding region: 111-2087 (658 amino acids)
Source: RefSeq, a predicted model, not a curated record
ACGCGGACCGUUUACAGUCCCGUCGUUGCCAUGGACACGGGCCCCUCUCGUCACGACGGGAAGUAGAUGGAAUCAUUUCCGGGUCUUAAAGGUCUCCCUCGUCCACGUGAAUGAAUAAAAUGUGCAAAACGGAUUCCGAUGAAGUGCUCUUUAUUUCUGAAACGAUUGCACCUUCAGUCCAGAUGACUGUUGUCAUUGAUCAGGCGAAGCGACUUGCUCUACAACGGGACAUUGAUCUGGAAUCUCUCCCAAAGCAGCUCUCAAAGCUCUCCACGGCUCUUGUGCAAAGACCCGAGAAGAAGAUGAAAAUGAAAAUUGAGAAUCUGACAGAUGAGAAUAUUGAAAAGAAAAUCAAGAAAUGCAAGAAAGAACCAACCUCACCGACAAAAAUUAACGACCCCACAGUUGCUGACAGGACAGCACAGCGUGUAGAAAAGAAAAAGAAGAAAGUAAAAAAAGAGGACUCGGUUGUUGAAGUCCAGGGGUCUUUCGAAGUAGGUGAAGAGGAGAAAGAGAAAAAGAAAAUAGUGAAUGAUUGUGAUAUAAUCGAUGGAAAUGGCAAAGAAACAAAGCUAACUGACUGUCAAGAAGGAACCAAGAAAAGUCACGAGAAAAAGUCAAAAAAUAAAACUCAGAUUAAAGAGGAAAUUGUUACUCCAGUUGAUGAGAACAUAGCAAAGGAAGCCAAGAAAGAAAAAAAGGCGGUUCAAGACAAGAAGGCGGCAAAGAAAGCCAAGAAAGAAAAAAAUGAGGUUGAUGACAAGAAGGCGACAAAGAAAGCCAAGAAAGAACAAAAUGAGGUUCAUGACAAGAAGGUGGCCAAGAAACCCAAGAAAGAAAAAAAUGAGGUUCAUGAUACUAAUGGUUAUCACGUGACUGAUGACAGUCCAGUCAUCAAAAAGAAGAUGAAAAAGAAACGAGAAAAAGAAAAAAGUGAGAGUAAUAAGAAAAAGCGGAAAGAUAACGAGACACAAACAAAACAUGAAACUGUUUGGCAGCAGGAAGAAGCAGACAACGUACCAAAGACAACCAAGAAACAACAAAAUAAGACGCCACAUACGAUUGCAGAGGACAAUAUUAAACAUAAGAAAAAGCGGAAAAAGAUCACAGCGGAACAGGAUGAAACAACUGCAAAAAAGAAGAAGAAAACCGCUGAACCGAAAUUAGCGGAGAGUGAAGUGGCCACAGAAACACCUGAAGAGGUUUGUGAGCUGAAGCCGAAGAGGAAAAAAAAGAAGACUGCUUCACCGGACAAUGACAAAUCUGAGGAUUCCAAUAAAGAAGCAGCACAGGAAGAAAAGAGUGACGCCGGCGUCGAGGAAGGUGAGACUCAACGAAAGAAGAAAGGAGAAAAGGCCAAAAAGAGAAAGUCUUCUGGGCUCGACACACAAGACGAGACUGCAUCGAUAAAGAAGAAGAAACGAAAAGUAGAAGAGCCGAAACGGGAGGAAACAGUAGACCAGGAACCGAGCAAGAAAAGAAAAAAGAAGAGUUCUGUUGAGGUAGAGAAUCACCUUGAAGAAGUGUAUCCUGACUCCAGCAUGAAAGAGAAGAAGAAGAAGGGGGAGAAGAAGGAGAAGAAGAAGGAGGAGAAGAAGAAGAAGAAGGGAAUGAAAGAAGAGUUGGGCAACCACGUGGGUGUUCCCCACGGGGAUGUGGUCUUCUUGUCAGAAAAGAGCGGAAACACUGACGAGCUGACCAUCAACCAGGAAAGGCGACAGGCUUUACAGAUGGAAGUCGAUAAGGCCUCUUACCCUCAAAAAGUGGCACAACCCUCAGGGUUUGGUCAGUGGAGCACCGCCCAGUUUGAAAGCUCUCAGCAGCAGCAGAAGUUCCUCAGGUUGAUGGGCGGCUUCAAGAAGGACUCGCAGCCAGCUGCGGCUGGAAGCCCGGCAACGGCAAAUAUGGCGCUCGGCAAGAACGCACAGGAGCGUCUGCAGCAAGGACUCGUGGAAGAGUUUGAGCGGGCCCACUCGCGCCGGAUAGACUUCAACAGCAGAGGUGCGGGACUUGGGUUUAGUGAAUCGACCAAAAAGAAAGUCUUUAUCGACAUCAAUCUACGUCGAUCUGUCCGCUUUGAUGACUGAGCAGCGCUAGGUCUGAGAAAGGUGGAGUUUGCAGUUUUCAAGAUGCUGGCAACAUUUGUAUGUUGCCUCGAGCUUCACUUCUCAGGAUCCCUGACCAAAACCAUGCCCUCACUAACAUGCAUCACACAUGCUCUCUGCGUAGGAGAGCACCGUUACAUGUUUACCCAUGAUCUGUUUUGGGAGCUGGCUAAUUCCAUUUUUGUGCGGGUGUGUGUGCUAACCAGAGAUAAAUGAUCUGCCCAAGAAAAUUACAAGCGUAAACUUCAGACUAUGAGCCACAGACGCAGCGAUUGGCACACUACUGGGUCACGCUUUCUGUCACAACAGUCCCUGGUAGGCCAUUCUUGUCAAAUAACACUUUCAAUGGCUACUUUUAAUUAGAGAUGGCUUUAUGUGUCCCUAAACAUGUUUUUCAUGCUGAUUUUUAAAAAAAAUGUCUUUACUUUUUUUUCUUAGCACAUCAGUUUUUUUGUGACAUUUCAACAUUUUUUUUUUUACCUUUAUAAGCUAGCACAGCAUGUUCUUUUUCUACCACGUGUUGUACCGAAUAGCCAUGCCGUUUCAGAAAACAAUUGUCACAGAAUCUAACCUUUAAUUUUAUAAAGAAUAAUUACUAAAAACAAUUCUAUUUUAUUACGAAAACCUGAUGUGAGACAGAUUCAGAGGGUUUACUUGUAUCUCUGCUGACCAGCGUAAUUAAUAAAAUACAAUUAGCGGCAUAACAUGGGGCCUGACGGAUGAUUUUUCAAAAGAUCAUUGUUGUAAUAAUGCAUUGUCAGAUCAUGCAGAUAGUUUUAACAUACAACUUUUUGUACUGCAAACUCCAACUUUAAUAUUAUUUUAAGUGUUGUCUUCUUUCAGUUACAUCAAGCGUUUCUUGUAAAUAAACAAAUGCUACACUACUGUUCUUUGGAUAUUUUUUCCAAUUGUGAAGGUGCAAUCGCUAGGUAUUGAAAAAGGCAAAGCUUAAGAAUAUUCUUUUCAUUUUAUUUCAUUCUUGCAAAGAUCUUCAGUAAGACAAGUGUUCAUUUAAAAAAAUAUUUUCUGCUUGUGUGUACGAAAACAAGUAAUUUAACUCAGUGAAACUGAGACAAAUGGAAUCGAUGGUGUGUGCUGCGGAAAAUGAGCACCAAAAAUGUACACGGAGUCAUGCAAUGGGCCAUUUUUAAAAGUAAUUAAAAUGCUCUCAAAUGCAGGUCA